AUGUCAAACUUCAACGGCCGCCGCGGCCCCAACGUGUCGCAGUAUCUCCGCGACCUCAACGCCAUCAACCGUCAGGAGAAUGCUCACGACGAGCCUUUCAACAUGGAGGAGGACCUUGCUCUCUUCACCAACACUCAAUUCUUUGAUUUUGAGACUGGCCAGAACACCGACUACCAGGCCCAUCCUGCCAAGGUCGACUUGGAGGCUUCCCAAAGCACUUCCCCUUCGGAUGGAAUGACCCCGGCUCCCUCUGUCGUGGGUGAUAUCGCUGCUGGCAACUUUGAUUUCAUGCAGGGCGACUUCAACUUCCCCGACUUCACUGGCCCUUAUCCAUCAACCCCCAUGACCGCCUUUGCCGAUGGCGCUCAGAACUUUGCUCCUCUGCAGCCCAAUGCUCCUGCCAACUACCAGCCUGUGCCACAGCAGCAGCAAGCUCCCCAAUUUGCUCAACCAGCUGCACCUCAGCCUUCACUCGAGAAGCGCAACUCUGAGAGUGCCGGCAGUUCCGGACGCGGAUCCCUGAACUUUGAAGAAGCCUCCCGCCAUGCUGCUGAGGAGGACAAGCGAAGGCGCAACACUGCCGCCAGUGCUCGCUUCCGCAUCAAGAAGAAGCAGCGCGAGCAAGCCCUCGAGAAGUCCGCCAAGGAGAUGUCUGAAAAGGUGUCUGUCCUGGAGAGCAAGGUGUCACAACUCGAGACCGAGAACAAGUGGCUCAAGAACCUUUUGGUUGACAAGAACGAGGGCAACGACGAGAUCAUUGCUCUCUGGAAAGAGUUUGCCGCAUCCAAAACCGCCAACAAGCCCGAGUCAAAAGCCAAGUCUUCCGUCAAGGAUGAGACAAGGUGA
This is a messenger RNA of Fusarium pseudograminearum CS3096, 846 nucleotides long. RefSeq lists its product as uncharacterized. Gene Ontology annotation, molecular function: RNA polymerase II transcription regulatory region sequence-specific DNA binding; DNA-binding transcription activator activity, RNA polymerase II-specific. Bases 1 to 846 code for a protein of 281 amino acids. The transcript is spliced from 2 exons. Gene Ontology annotation, cellular component: nucleus. Gene Ontology annotation, biological process: regulation of transcription by RNA polymerase II. NCBI's taxonomy places the organism in Eukaryota, Fungi, Ascomycota, Sordariomycetes, Hypocreales, Nectriaceae. The record is from RefSeq and is a predicted model, not a curated record.